Molecule: messenger RNA, 885 nt
Organism: Beauveria bassiana ARSEF 2860
Lineage: Eukaryota; Fungi; Ascomycota; Sordariomycetes; Hypocreales; Cordycipitaceae
Product: ribosomal protein L15
Exons: 2
Coding region: 1-885 (294 amino acids)
Biological process (GO): translation
Cellular component (GO): mitochondrial large ribosomal subunit
Molecular function (GO): structural constituent of ribosome
Source: RefSeq, a predicted model, not a curated record
AUGCCGUCGAGACUGUUCGCCCACAAUGCAAUUACGGCUGCGUACCGCGCGCGGCCAGCCUCGCAGGUCUCUUCAUUGACGGCCUGCCUCGCCAACCUUUCGAUGCAGCACCAGUCCCGAUCGGUUUCCAUACUGGCCAAUCUCGCGCCGAACAAGGGCGCCGUCAAGGAGCGCAAGCGAGUCGGACGCGGUCCCUCCUCUGGCCAUGGCAAGACGUCCGGACGGGGUCACAAAGGUCAGGGCCAGCACGGCCAUGUCAAGCCCUGGUUCCAGGGUGGUCAGACGCCGUUGAUUGUGAAGCACGGCCGAAAGGGGUUUACCAAUUGGCGUGCACCCCAACUCUCCCGAGUCAACCUCGACCAGAUCCAAUCGUGGAUCGACCAGGGUCGUCUCGACCCGACGCGGCAAAUCACCCCGAAGGAGCUCAUCGAGAGCCGACUUAUAGGCAGUGUCAAGGAUGGCGUCAAAAUUUUGUCUCGCGGCGCCGAGUGCCUCCGGCAACCCAUCGACGUCAUGGUCAGCCGCGCCUCAGCUGCGGCCAUUACCGCGAUCGAGGGCGCGGGCGGCAAGGUCGUCACGCGGUACUACACCAAGCUGGCGAUUCAAAGGCUGCUCAAGGGCGAGUCGGUCAACACGACGACGCCGCUGCCAAUGGGCCAGGAGCACGUGGCCAGCGUGCUGGACGCGGCCAAGGCGUUCCGCUACCGGCUCCCAGAUCCCACGAGCAGAGAGGAUAUAGAGUACUAUAGGGAUCCGGCGCACAGAGGGUAUCUGAGCCACCAGCUCCAGCCGGGCGAGUCACCGAGUUUGUAUUACAAGGUGCCGGGCACGGAGAAGAUUAAGAGCACGAAGCAGAAGGCGGUGGCGCAGGAGACAAUGUGGUAG